CCCAGGCUGACCAGGCUGACUGUCAUUGGCUAACAGUGUUGCUAAGGCCCGCCCACAGAGUGAGCCAGAUGUGUUCCUGUGUGCAGAAGACUUUGUUGUCACUGUGGUGAACAUGGACUAUGGGAUGAAUCAGCGGAAUCCCAUUAAUAAUAUGCAUUUCUACUGUAAGAAUGACCCCACCAGAGCCUUUAAGAUCAGUAAAAACCAGGUCUCCCAACUGCUGCCUGAGAAAUUUGCAGAGCAGCUGAUCCAGGUCUACUGCAGAAAGACUGACAACAGGAGUCUGGAAAUGGCCAGGAAGUACUUUGUGCAGUGGUGCAUCAAUGAAGACUUCACCAAGCCCCAGGAUGGCGAUGUGACGGCCCCCGAGCUUACCCCUCUGAAACAGAGCUGGGUUGUUGACAAAGAUGAAGAAGACGAUGAGGAUGAGGAAGAGAGGAGAUGGAAGGUGCAUCCCAGUGAGAAGGUGGAAAAGGUGAAACACAAGCUCUUCUAAGAUGGCUGGGCCUCAGGAGGAUGGCAGGAGAAUGUUUAUUUCUUUCGAGGGGGUAGAAUGUGACAAAUCCAAAUAAGUGAUUGCUGUUAAUGUUGUGCUAAAUGAUUUUAGAAAGAGGCCUGACUGAUGUACUGGAAAGACAGAUUUUCUCCUCUCAACCAGAGCUUUCUGAUAAUGGGU
This is a messenger RNA of Anguilla rostrata (American eel), 676 nucleotides long. Its product is annotated as deoxynucleoside triphosphate triphosphohydrolase SAMHD1-like. Gene Ontology annotation, cellular component: nucleus. The record is from RefSeq and is a predicted model, not a curated record. Lineage: Eukaryota; Metazoa; Chordata; Actinopteri; Anguilliformes; Anguillidae. The transcript is spliced from 4 exons. The coding region runs from base 113 to 496 and encodes 127 amino acids. Gene Ontology annotation, biological process: dGTP catabolic process; defense response to virus; regulation of innate immune response. Gene Ontology annotation, molecular function: dGTPase activity.